Messenger RNA from Hyla sarda, 1185 nucleotides. It is a transcript of the gene DSN1, whose product is annotated as DSN1 component of MIS12 kinetochore complex. The coding region runs from base 24 to 1073 and encodes 349 amino acids. Lineage: Eukaryota; Metazoa; Chordata; Amphibia; Anura; Hylidae. Gene Ontology annotation, cellular component: MIS12/MIND type complex. The record is from RefSeq and is a predicted model, not a curated record. The transcript is spliced from 10 exons. Gene Ontology annotation, biological process: mitotic sister chromatid segregation; cell division.
AAUCACGUCACUCGUCUUUGCCUAUGCAGGCGCCGACACAGAUAUUAGCUGUGCGGCCAUUGGCCUGUUGUUGGGAAGGCUGUUAUUGGCUGUGGCCGGAGGGGGGGGAGUGCGCCGCCGGUUCUUACAUCCGGGUAAACAAAACGUUACCGGCGCCGUUGAUUGGUAAAGAGAGUAUGGAGACCCAUCAUGUCACCCCCACAAGAUCAAGCCCAAGGAAAAAGUUCUUUACUUCUCCACCUGUAGCCGUGACAAGCCCAGCAAAGAGACAGAAAAACAGUCCAAACAACUUAUCUUUUAAAGAGACGUCUCCCAGCCCCCGGCAGAGAAGAAAAUCUUUAAGAAGAUCUGUUGGCAAGAAACAUCGUAGGACAUUGCCUCCAAUCUACCACAAUGCUGCAGCGCUCAGUGACGCCAUCAGUUUGGAAUUACCAGAAAGCGAUCGGUUGUCUGAACUUCUGCAGUCUUGCUUUGAGUUCUCCCUUCGGAGCUUGGAAAACUCGCUUUCUCUUACAGAUGGCUUUGGCGCAGAAUCAUUCAACGUCAGUACCGUGUCAGUGAAAGAGAAGUUUAAACGUUUCGUAGAACGAUUGUCCCGUGAUGGAACUUUGAUAAGAUGUACGGAAAAGCCAACCAGUUUCAUGCCAAGUGAAGAAUUUGAAGUUGCUCAGGUGGAAAUCAAUGACAGUAUCUCUAAGUUCACUACAGAGUCCAGACGAUGGGAAGAGCUCCUCAAAGAUUACAAAGAGAAAGCGGAGGUCUUAUCCAGGCAUCUUGAAGAAAGCAAAGUGAAUAACGGCUCCUCUCCCAGCGUUCCUGAUCUGCCGUCUUCCCAAAAUCAAGUGCUUCAAAGCAAACCGGACUACGGCGCUAUCUUACACCAGCAGGGGGCAGUAUUUGACUGCAUGGAAACUGUGCUGGAUAACGUCCAACAGUCGGUCAGUGUGUUAAACUCCUUCCUAAAUAACACCACUUCCCAUCUCCAGCAAUUGUCGACACAACUGGAAUCCCGGUCUUUUAAACCAAUCGAAGACUCGCCGGUCCGAACAUUUUUGAAAAUUUAUAAAAAAUGAAGUGUAAAAUGUGGAUUGUCAUCAUAAGGUGGCAUUCUUGUAUAUAGGGUCUAUAGGCUAACAAAAACAUAUUGUGAUACAGUGUGUGUAAUAAAUUGUUUCUGUUCAUGUA